This is a messenger RNA of Daucus carota subsp. sativus, 2261 nucleotides long. RefSeq lists its product as uncharacterized. The record is from RefSeq and is a predicted model, not a curated record. Gene Ontology annotation, cellular component: nucleus. NCBI's taxonomy places the organism in Eukaryota, Viridiplantae, Streptophyta, Magnoliopsida, Apiales, Apiaceae. The transcript has 15 exons. Bases 211 to 2121 code for a protein of 636 amino acids. Gene Ontology annotation, biological process: nuclear DNA replication.
ACUUCUCAUCUGCUUUUGCCCCCCUUUCUCACCCCCGCUCUCACCCCCUCCCCCAGAUUUGCCCUUCGUCAGGGGCAAAUCCGUCAUUAUUCUCUCCGGCGUCUCCAGAUUCGUUCCACAACAAUGCUCUAAGUCUCAUCAGUUUUCAACAAAAUCAGGAUAGAGACUACGUAUUGUUUAUUAAUUUAACGGCCGAUAGUUAUAUAUAAAAUGGCGAGAGUGGCUGCUAGGGCUCCUCUUCCUUCUCAUCAGUUCGAUAAAGUCGGUUCCGGUGCUGUUUCUAAGGCCACUACUGCUGUUAAGAGAAAGACGCCUUCUGAAUUGCGAGGGGAGCAGCUAAAGCGAAAGAAUAUUAUUGAACUUGUAGAUGAAUCUCCAGGAUCUGUUUGCGCCUUGAGGAAAAGCAAUGAGGUAUGCGGGAUAAGAAAAUCUGAUCCCUCAACAAAGAAUCCCAGAUACAUUGAUACUCGCUUAGAUGAAGUUUUUCCUGUCCGUAAAAACAGCUUUAGGCUUAAUAUGCAUUCUAGAAAAGAAAAUAGUAAGGAAUACACACCUUCCGAGGAUGUUGACUAUGUCAAAAGUUCUCACAUUCCUUCAGAUUUGACUGCUGAGAGUCGACCACAUAUAACAAAUCCACAAGACCUCCUUGCAUCAAGAUCAGUCGCCAAAGAUAUUAAUCAGAAAGAAGCUCAUUCCAAUACCGAAAAAAGUAGUGAAAACACGUUUCGUAGUGUUACGGAGAUAUCAAUGGGUAGUGGAAAGUUACCAGGUCUUUCGGUUGUUGAUAUGGAUAAAGCUUUUAAAGGAUUGGUUCAGGAGCCUCCUAUAAUUUCAGCUUCAAGAGGUGAUGCUUUUGGAAGGACUAGUGAUUUUACUGCAAAAAAGUUCUGCUCUGAAGUUUGUGUUCCUGGCCGAAAGUUACCUCUUGAUGUGACACUGAAAACUUCUAUGAGGGUGGUGUUAUCAUCCUCUGUGAAUAGGUAUCAUAGAUCUAUUACUUGCGGCACCUUCAGUAAAAUGAACCAGAUUAAGUCUCAAACUGGCAGUGUUGGUGAUCAAAAUCUCUCCACUGGAAAUAAUAUCACCACUCACAUGACCAGUUUAAAAUCUGUACAUUCCUGGGUGUAUCCGCAGUCUUCUCUACCGCCUGCUGUCAUAUCAGCAUUAGCUUUAGCUGGAACAGAGGGAGGGCAAAUGGAUUUCUUGAGCAAACGGCAGAGUGCCUGGGAGGACUCCUUCCGAAGUCUGUACUACAUGCUGAGAAAGAAUGCGUGCAACAUCUUUUAUGUUUGCACUGCACAGUUUGUGGUCAUGUUUACCAGUGCCAAUAUUUUGAAGGAAGGAAAAGUUACGUGCAAUGCCUAUAUAUCUCAGUCUACAAGAAAUUUAAGGUCGUUGCUGAAAGAACAUGAUGUUUGUUUCUCUAUGCCUCUUUCUCAUUCUAAAGUGGAGCAAGCUACUGCAGAAGAUCUAGCUGAGCUGUCAGAGAUUGAAAGACAUAAUCUGGGUCAGACUCGGCGUCUGGGUUCUUUAUCUGAUGAAGAUAACAGCCCACAAUCUUUGCUGGCAUUUAGAGGGAACGGAAAUGUACAUGGAUUAUAUGAUUUUCUUCUCAAUUAUAGGUCAAUUAUGAUCUCUAUGACCAGUGUGGAUGUUCCGGUAUUGUAUGCGCCUCUGCCUUUUGAGAAUGCAUCUAUUUCUGCACCUGAGAUUAGGUGCAAAGAGGUAAGAAGGGCUGAUCAUGUGGCUGUUCCUUCAGAGAAGAAAAUGCCUGGCGAACUCAAUCAAGGCGCAGCUUCUGGAUUCUGCUAUAGCAUUGAAAUUAAAGACUCGUAUCUGCCACCAUGGAUAAUCAGCAGCAUAUGUGAUAUUUUGGACUCUGAAGAGAAUAGCUAUGAAUCAAGUUUUUCGACUCAACCCACAUCUACUGGCUUAAAUGUUGGUCUUGAGGCUGUUUUAGGGAAAUACAAUACUGAAGUCACAGACAAGGAUGGUUUACAAGAAACCAGCUUCAGUUUUGGGGUACCACACGCCGUAAUUUCACCUCUACUGAGUUCUGCCUUUCUAAAAGGCUUGAAAUACUGCAAUGACUCGUAUACUGCAUCUCUUUCACCUGUUUGACAAUUUGUUUCAAGAUAAACAAGAUUCAGAACUCUUGUUUGGCUAGAUAAAGAAACACUGAUUCUGGUCUAAGCGUUUUGUCAUCUUUGUUAGCUCAGUGUAGCACAUUGUAACUUGGAAGAAUGUUGUUUCAUUUUCAA